CUGUACGGCGGCGGCGCCGGCAGCCGGCUGCUCAGCUCGUUCUCGCGCCUCUUCACCUGCUGCCUGCACGUGUUCGGCUUUACCCUCGGCGUGCAUGACAUCAUGGUGACGUCAGAGGCCGACCAGGAACGACGCCGCAUCAUCCAGCAGACGGCUGAGGUGGGGCCCGAGGCGACAGCCGACGCACUCGGCCUGGUCUCCAAGGAAGAGCGGGCGGACGAGCGGGCCGUGCAGCGUCGUCUCGAGCAGGCGCACCUCUCCGGCAACGUGCGCGCCCAGCGUGACCUUGACCGUGCCUACAAGAAGCGCCUGGACACUGUCAAUAACGCCAUCAACAGGGUGUGCCUGCCGCUGGGACUGGUGCAGUCGUUCCCGGACAAUAACCUGCAGCUGAUGGUGGAGUCCGGAGCGAAGGGCUCUAAGGUCAACACCAUGCAGAUCAGCUGUCUGCUGGGUCAGAUCGAGCUGGAGGGCAAGCGGCCGCCGCGGAUGCUGUCCGGCAAGACGCUGCCCAGCUUCGCGCCGUACGACCUGACGCCGCGCGCCGGCGGCUUCAUCGCCAGCAGGUUCAUGACCGGCAUCCGGCCGCAGGAGUACUUCUUCCACUGCAUGGCCGGCAGGGAGGGUCUGAUCGACACGGCCGUCAAGACCAGCCGCUCCGGCUACCUGCAGCGAUGCCUCAUCAAACACCUGGAGGGCCUGGUGGUCAACUACGACUCGACGGUGCGCGACAGCGACGGUAGCGUCAUCCAGUUUCGGUACGGCGAGGACGGCUGCGAGACGCAGAAGGUGCCGUACUUGGCGGCCAAGCAGCUGCCCUUCUUCGAUGACAACCAUCGAGGCCUGCUGGAUCCACAGCUGGUGAACGACUUCAAACGGGUCUCGAGCAUCGACGCCAUCCGCAAGCACAAGAAAAAGAUCCGGAAGUGGACCCGGGAGUUCGGCGAUCCGCGGGAACACCGCCGCUCCAGUCCGUUCCUCGAGUUCAGCCGCAUGACGACCGUGGACGGCCAGGGGGAGCUCGACCCCAAGACAGGCCGGCCGCGCAGCUACCACAACUGCCUCAAGCUGUGGAACCAGCUGGACAACGACAAACUGUUCCGCACGGCCGCCCGCCGCUGUCCGGACCCGGUGGACUCGGCGUACGCGCCGGACGCGCACUUCUCGUCGGUGUGUGAGCGUCUCGACCGGCUGCUGACCGAGUACCUGGAGUCGCGGCCGGGCGACUCGGACCAGCUGCGUGACCUGCUCUACUUCAAAGUCGCCCGCGCCAUGAUCCAGCCCGGCGAGGCGGUCGGUCUGAUCGCCGGCCAGUCGGUCGGAGAGCCGUCCACACAGAUGACCCUCAACACGUUCCACUUCGCCGGCCUGGGUGACAUGAACGUCACGCUCGGCAUCCCGCGGCUACGUGAGAUCCUGGCCGCCUCCCACUCGAUGAAGACGCCGAGCAUGGAGAUACCGUUCCGGCAGGACGUGGCCGGGCUGGAACAGCGCGCGCGCCGCCUCAAGCUGCAGAUGACGCGCGUCACGCUGGCCCAGGUCCUGCGUGACGUCACCGUCACCGAGACGUGUCGAGCCGGGCACACGAGGACGUACGACCUGCGGAUGGAGUUCCUGCCGCGCUCCUCCUACAAGGGCGAGUUGGCCGUCACACCGAGCUCGGUGCUGCGGUAUGUGGAGGACGUCUGGGUGCUGCGCUUCCUCAAGCUGCUCGCCAAAACCUUCAAGCUCAAGGACAUUGGCGGCGUGCUGGAGGGCAAGGAGGCCCAGGCGUCGCCGGAGGCGGACGAGGAGGAUGUGGAGGCAACCGAGGACGACCCGAGCCCGGCUCCGCAGGCCGAGCGGCCGGCCGAGGACGAGGACGACCAAAACUCGGACGGAGAGGCGGAGGCCGACGACGACGCCACAGCGGCCCGCUCCAAAGCGCGCCGCAACGACGAGGCCGACUACGAGGAGGACGACGAGGAGGAGGAGCAGCAGGAGGACCGGCCCGACUCGGACGACACGGACGGGGACGUCGAGGAGGCGGGGCCCGCCAAGACGUCCGGUGGGCGGGAGGCGGCGACGCGCCGGGCGGCCGUGCUCACCAUGUGCUGGGAGAGCUGCGGCGUCAAGAAGUACGAAUUCGACCAGAAGCGCGAGCGCUGGUGCCAGCUCACCGUGGCGGUGUCCACCAGCCGCCAGUGCGACAUCCAGACGCUGGUGAGGCAGGCGGCCGACUCGGCUGUCAUCCGUGAGGUGCCCAAGAUCUCGCGCGUCUUCCUCCUCGACGACAAGGACGGCCUGCGCCUCCACACGGAGGGCAUCAACAUGCCCUACAUGGCUCGCUUCUCCGACCUGCUCGACCUCAACAAGAUGUGCUGCAACGACGUGCACAGCAUGGCCAACGCGUACGGCAUCGAGGCGGCCGCCAGAGCCAUCGUCAAGGAGAUCACGUCCGUGUUCGAGGUGUACGGCAUCCACGUGAGUCCGCGCCACCUCAGCCUCAUCGCCGACUACAUGACGUUCAGUGGCGCCGUCUGCGGCUUCAACCGGUCGGCCAUGGACUCGGUCGUGUCGCCGCUGCAGCAGAUGAGCUUCGAGACCACCGUUCGCUUCCUGCGCACGGCCGUGCUCGCAGGUCAGGUGGACGAGCUGAAGUCGCCCUCGGCGCGGCUGGUGCUGGGUCAGCCGUUCGGCGGCGGCACCGGCAUGUUCAGCCUCGUCAACCAGAUGAUGGCGGACUACGGGUUGUAGCGGAGGUCGGCCGAUGGCGGUCGGCGCCGCAUGUGACCGCGGGGAUUGUUACGGUGCCGCGCGUGGACGCUUGGUUACGCAUUGGCGAAUACAGCACCUGUUUGUGAUAA
Molecule: messenger RNA, 2846 nt
Organism: Pollicipes pollicipes
Lineage: Eukaryota; Metazoa; Arthropoda; Thecostraca; Pollicipedomorpha; Pollicipedidae
Gene: Polr1A
Product: RNA polymerase I subunit RpI1
Biological process (GO): DNA-templated transcription
Cellular component (GO): RNA polymerase I complex
Molecular function (GO): DNA binding
Source: RefSeq, a predicted model, not a curated record